UUUUCAAUCUGGUCAUCAAGCGACACUUACAAAAAUCUCUAGCAGGGAAAACAAAAGGAAACCAAAGAAGAAAGGUAGCGAAAAAAAGAUGCAGAAACUGAUAUUGAUUCAAUCGUUGUAUCGUUCCAUAUGUCGCAGAUCUUCAGCUUUCUCGGUUUCCGCCGCCGCAACUACCGCCGUCAACCACCACUCCCAUCGACACCUUCAUUUCUCAUCCCCGAAUUUUCCAGCUUCUCCUAAAAGCCCUUUUCACGAAUUGCGGCAUCCUUUGACAAUAGCAAUCGGAAGCACACGUUCUUUCUGUGAGGAUUCAGCCCACAUGCCUGACAUAAAAGAUCCAGAGGUCAAACGUGCUUUUAAGGACUUAAUGGCUUCAAGCUGGGAUGAGCUCCCAAAUGCAGUUGUCGGUGAUGCAGAGCAUGCAUUGACUAAAAAUACUGAUGACAAGGAAGGCCAAGAAGCCUUGAUUAAUGUUUUCCGUGCAGCAGAAGCAGUGGAGGACUUUACUGGGAUUCUCACGUCUCUGAAAAUGGAGCUUGAUGAUGCAAUUGGCUUAAGUGGUGAGAAUGUUAAGCCUAUGUCAAAAGAGUUUUCUGAUGCAUUUCACACAGUAUACCACCGUUACAUCACCUACUUGAGUGCUUUUGGGUCAGAGGAGGGAUACUUGAAGAAGAAAGUUGAGAUGGAACUGGGAACAAAGAUGAUACACUUGAAGAUGAGAUGCAGUGGCCUUGAUUCUGAAUGGGGAAAGAUGCAGUGUUAUCAAAGGCGCACUUAAAGCGCUCUUAAGCCCUAGAGCGAGGCGUAAAACAUGUUGAGCGCUUCACAUCGCUUAGCGGGCGCUUCAGUGUUGUCAUCAAGGCUCUAAGGGAUGCUUUUCCUAGGCAAUACUAAACAAUUGAUAUACACUUUAUCGUAAAUUUUCUUCAAUCUCUUUGUCUAUAUAUUUGGUAUUUAUGCUUAAAGAUAUUAGUUUUGGACUACACAUUCAUAUUUGUAGUUUUUUUCCAUUUGCGCCUUUCUUUAUUGAAGCCCACGCUUUAUUUGCGUUUAAAGCACCAACAGACCUUAAAGCUUGUUUGCACUUUUCGCCUUUGAUAACACUGAUCAGAUGGUAGCUUUGUUAUGUAAAAAAAGUCAUAUCAUUUUGUUGUUAUGCUAAAUUUAUCAUACUAAUGGAAGUAACCUAUUUGGUUGUAAAUCGUGAUUUGUUUACUUUCUUGCGUGAAAGUAAUAGACAUUGAUAUGAGAUCUCUUGAAGAAUUUAGCUUUUACCAUUAUUUGUUUUCUCACAAUG
This is a messenger RNA of Nicotiana tabacum (common tobacco), 1297 nucleotides long. RefSeq names its product succinate dehydrogenase subunit 5, mitochondrial. The record is from RefSeq and is a predicted model, not a curated record. Gene Ontology annotation, biological process: tricarboxylic acid cycle. NCBI's taxonomy places the organism in Eukaryota, Viridiplantae, Streptophyta, Magnoliopsida, Solanales, Solanaceae. Gene Ontology annotation, cellular component: respiratory chain complex II (succinate dehydrogenase).